ACUGCCCCCUGCUGUCUGUCCAGCGAAGCGAGAGAAUUGGAAAAAAGAAAUAGAACCAGCUAAACAAAGCAAAAGAAAAAAAACAGCUUCACCUUCUUCUUGGGAAUGACUGAUCCAUGUUAGCUCUCUAUUUGUGACGGGCUUUAGGGAAAGGAAUCGAGAGAUUUGCGCACCAGCACAGCUUUAGUUUAAGUCGUUUAUACGUGACCCCCUGGGGGAAUAAAGACAGGCAAGCCAGUGCCAAGAUGGUGAAGGCGAAAAAACCAGCUUCGAAAGGGGGAGCAGCGGAGAGACACACAAGGACAGCGGCAGCUGCAGGGGCUAUCCAGGAGGCACCCAAACCUGCAGUGCAGCUGUCCAGCUCCAAGAAAGUCAAGGGCAAGAAGGUAGCGAUCAAGAAACAGGUGGAGGAACAGAAGAAGGAGGAAGAUGAGCAGUCGGUGUUCCUGGACCUAGGGGGGCAGAGGCAGCGCUGGGUGAACUUUGUGGAGCAACAAAGUCUGAGCUCAGAGGAGGCAGCUAAACUUCUGCUGGACUCGUAUGAGUACAAAGGGUUAGUCAAGCACAGCGGAGGUUGUCAUUGUGGGGCCGUGCGCUUUGAGGUUUGGGCAUCUGCUGAUCUUCACGUCUUUGACUGCAACUGCAGCAUUUGUGUAAAGAAGCAGAACCGUCACUUCAUUAUUCCUGGAUCCCGCUUCAAACUCUUGAAGGGUGCAGAUAACCUUACCACGUACAACUUCAACACUAAGAAAGCUCAGCAUACGUUCUGCAAGACAUGUGGCGUUCAAAGCUUCUACACACCUCGCUCCAAUCCUGAUGGUUAUGGGAUUGCCCCACACUGCCUAGAUGAAGGCACAGUGCGCAGUAUCCACGUGGAGCAGAUCAAUGGAAAGGAGUGGGAAAAGGCAAUGAAGGAACACAAGACCAUCCGCAGCAUGUCCCAGUCCUAAGUUGCCAUUUUGUUUCUUGUGGUUCUCCGUCCACUACUUGUUUUUACAUUUCUGCCAUUGAGGCCUGUCUUCAUACUAUUUAGUGAAAUAAAUCUUUUUCUAUAGACUUAUUAA
Messenger RNA from Bombina bombina (fire-bellied toad), 1064 nucleotides. RefSeq names its product centromere protein V (gene CENPV). Gene Ontology annotation, molecular function: carbon-sulfur lyase activity. The record is from RefSeq and is a predicted model, not a curated record. The transcript is spliced from 5 exons. Lineage: Eukaryota; Metazoa; Chordata; Amphibia; Anura; Bombinatoridae. The coding region runs from base 246 to 950 and encodes 234 amino acids.